This is a messenger RNA of Xiphias gladius (swordfish), 4003 nucleotides long. It is a transcript of the gene kcnq5a, whose product is annotated as potassium voltage-gated channel, KQT-like subfamily, member 5a. The record is from RefSeq and is a predicted model, not a curated record. Gene Ontology annotation, molecular function: voltage-gated potassium channel activity. The transcript has 17 exons. Gene Ontology annotation, biological process: potassium ion transport; transmembrane transport. Gene Ontology annotation, cellular component: membrane. Lineage: Eukaryota; Metazoa; Chordata; Actinopteri; Istiophoriformes; Xiphiidae.
CACCACCACCACCACCACCAAUGUAUUGAUGAAGUUUUAGUUUGGCAAAUGCGACGGGCUACUGAAAUCUAGGCUAGGCACACAGUCCCAAAACCAGUUUCCCCGGUGUUUUCAUCUAUACAAGCUACUCCCUGUCCCCUUCCAAGAAGAAGAGGAGACUUUAUUUCUGUGAAGAAGAGCUUAGUGCGGCGUGUCGGCCCGGAUAUUGUCUAAUUAAUGGACCAAAACAAUCACGUUGACCGUGUUGUCAUCGGGCACUUUACUCGCCUGCGUAAAACCUGCGUCAUCGGUGCAUUUCUGUCUUUUGACGUUUCUUCAGUUGACAUUUAUUAUUCAAAUCGGAGGUCACGUGCGGAUCGCCCACCAGGUCCAGCGGUUUUCGGCGGCGGGGGCAGUGCCGUGCCCUUCUCCGUCCGAUGCGUAAAGGAGGACCGUCGUUCGGAAGAGCACCGGCAGGCUCCGCGCACUUUGACAGCGAGAGGCGAGACGGCGAGCGAGUUUGGGAAGAGGGAGCGUGUGGGAGGGUGGGAGAGCGCCCUCCCCCCGCCAAAUGUCUGGAUGGAUCCACUCCUUCAUAACCCAACUCUUCUCCAGCCUUGCGCAGAUGGCCAAUGUGUCCAAACCAGACUGUGGACCAGCUUAAACGGCCACGGGGGGACAAGAUGAGAGCAGAUUAGACAUUUAACUCUUCACCCUCUGCUUUUCUUUUAUUCAGUGUACGGUUCAAAUAAAAGUAGCCGAGCAACCCCUGGCGCAAGAGCACUUGGCUACAUGUGAGUGUCUGCCGGUCUCCCAGCGCACUCCACGCCUGCGCUGGUGAUGCCAUGCCGCGAAGUCACACCGGCGACGAGAGCGGCGGCACGGGGCUCUGGCUCAAGACCUCGGCGGGACGCCGGGCGCAGGACUACGCUCUGAGAGAUGUGGAGUCCGGCCGGGUGGCGAUGAAUAGCGCGGCGCGAGUCGGCGACGGUCUCCUGUCGCCCGCCGCGGCAGGUGCGGCGGGAGCGGAGAGGAAGCAGGGCGCCCGGCUCAGCCUGCUGGGGAAGCCGCUGACCUACAGCGCCCAGAGCGGCCGCAGGAACGCGCGGUACCGGCGGCUCCAGAAUUACCUCUACAACGUGUUGGAGAGACCGAGGGAAUGGGCGUUCGUCUACCACGCCUUUGUGUUUAUCCUGGUGUUUGGAUGUCUGGUUCUCUCUGUGUUUUCCACCAUCCCUGUUCACCAGGAAUUCUCCUCACACUGUCUGCUCAUUCUGGAGUUUGUGAUGAUUGUAGUGUUUGGUCUUGAGUACAUCAUCAGGAUAUGGAGCGCUGGCUGCUGCUGCCGCUACCGAGGCUGGCAGGGACGCCUCCGGUUCGCCAGGAAACCAUUCUGUGUCAUAGACAUCAUCGUACUCAUCGCCUCCGUUGCCGUGGUUUCAGCCGGUAGCCAGGGUAAUAUCUUUGCCACCUCUGCGCUGCGCAGCCUUCGUUUCCUUCAGAUCCUGCGCAUGGUGCGCAUGGACCGCAGGGGAGGGACCUGGAAGCUGCUGGGAUCUGUAGUUUAUGCACAUAGUAAGGAGCUGGUGACUGCCUGGUACAUUGGGUUUCUGGUGCUGAUCUUCUCCUCCUUCCUGGUCUAUCUGGUGGAGAAAGAAUUCAACAAGGAGUUUGCCACCUACGCCGACGCUCUGUGGUGGGGCACGAUCACCCUUACAACCAUCGGCUAUGGUGACAAGACCCCGCAGACAUGGACAGGACGGCUGUUAUCGGCCGGUUUUGCCCUGCUGGGGAUCUCCUUCUUCGCACUGCCAGCUGGCAUCCUCGGGUCAGGUUUUGCCCUGAAGGUGCAGGAGCAGCAUCGACAGAAGCACUUUGAAAAGAGGAGGAACCCAGCUGCCAGCCUCAUCCAGUGUGUCUGGCGUAGUUAUGCUGCUGAUGAGAACUCAGUUUCCAUUGCUACCUGGAAGCCUCAUUUGAAGGCGUUGCAUACCUGCAGCCCCGCCAAGAAAGAGCAGGGCGAGACAACUUACAGAAAGGGUCUAAGUAAUGGGAGGCUCUUCAGAGGGUACACUCGGAAAUAUAGGAGUCAGAAGUUGAGUUUUAAAGAGCGGGUCCGGAUGGCGAGUCCUCGUGGUCAGAGCAUGAAGAGCAGACAGACGUCCAUCAGCGAACGCCAACGCUGUUCCCCUGGCAAUGAGGUGGUGGGCGGCGGCGAGCUGAUGGGUGGGAGCCCGGCUAAAGUACAGAAGAGCUGGAGCUUCAACGAUCGGACCCGUUUUAGGCCGUCGCUGAGGUUGAAGAGCCAGACGCGCACGGCCAUCCAAGACGAUAUCACCCUGGGCUAAGACAUAGCCUGGGAUGAUUGUGUGUGUUUGUGUGUGUGUGUGUGUGUGUGUGUGUGUAGGAUCAUGAAGUUCCACGUGGCAAAGAAGAAGUUUAAGGAGACGUUGCGUCCCUAUGAUGUGAAGGACGUCAUAGAGCAGUACUCUGCAGGACACUUGGACAUGCUCUGUCGGAUCAAGAGCCUUCAGACCAGACUAGACACUGUAGUGGGUCCCCCUCCAAGGCCUUUCGGCAGUCGCGUCAAGACCUUUUCCUCUCCCUCCCUGCAUUUAUAUUACAGCCAGGCCCGGAGGAAACAGUCUGCACCGGGACUGGCCAGUGCAGCGGGCUCUGGUCCCAGCCUGAGUAGCCGAUCCAGGAACAUGUCCUCUCCUGCCCUGCAUUAUUGUUACAGCAACAACAGGAAGAAGUGCCCUGGCUCAGGGGUGGAUCAGAUCCUGGGAAAAGGCCAGAUACCUAUGGAUAAGAAGAUGAGAGACAAACUGCACCCAGAUGGAGACUCUUUGGAUGGCAUGAGCAUGCUGGGACGAGUAUGUAAAGUGGAGAGACAGGUAACUUCCAUCGAAUCAAAGUUAGACUCUUUGCUGGACGUUUACCGCCAAGUUCUACAGAAAGGGCCCUCGGCGCUCACCCUCUCCUCCCUGCCUCUGUUCGAGCUGGACAGGCACCAGCACCACAACUCGGACUACCAGACCUCCAUCGUUGGCAGGGAUCUCCCCUCUCCCCAGGGAGGCGAUCCGGUUCGAGGCGGCGGAGAUAACAGUGGGGGCAUACGCCGUUCCCUUAGCGCCAACCCGAGAGGCCUGCGGCUCAUCCUGGCACCUGCCGAUGAUGAUGGUCCCCCAGACUCAGCACCUCCAUCUUACCCCCCAUCCACAGCCUCACUCACCCCAUCGCCCCUUCUGCCGCCCGAUAGCCCCUACCCGACCUUGGUGACACCCAACGGCACCUCCAAAAGAGCACACUUCCCUGACCUGCCGCCCCCACCUCCCUCAACUGCGGGUUUCACCCUCCAGCUGCCCCACAUGGUGCAUCCCUCCCACCUCCGAUGCCCCGCUGACUCCGUCCCAGAUGAUUUGACAGAUGGAGUGACAGCAGACAAAGACAGCCUCUGCCCCUCUGUUGUUGUGGCAUCCAGUGUGGAUGCUGACCAGGAAGGGGACAGUGAGGAAGGCUCUGUCCAGGGAGGCGUGCAGCUGCGGGAGAAGCCUGGCUUGAAAUCGGAAGGGGGCUGGAGGAGGCACAUGAGCUUGGAGGUUAACCCCCUGCUGCUGCUCUCCUCUAGCCCAGACGGGAGACCUUCAGACUGGGAAGGCGGUCUCGGGAAAUCCCUCUCCGUGCAUAAUGUCAGCCAGCCUUUGGCCGGCCAUGCCCCGGGUCUCUCCUCCACACUCAACAACAGCGGCAGCAGCAACGGUAGUGAACGUGGCAAUGCCCAGGGUGACCUUAGGAACUGGGACGGAACAGAACUCUUCAUUAGUGAGUGCAAGCUAGAGCCAGCGGAAGAACAUUUCAACUUCCUCUCCCAGGGACCUGACAGCAGCCCCUCCGACCUUUCACAGACUGUGGAGGAGGCUGCAACUCACCCAAAGGGAAACUCAGAGUUUCUCAGUCAGCUGGCAUAACCACACACACACACACACACACACACACACACACACACACACACACACACACA